UAGGUUAGGAGCUAUGACCAAAACAACACAUUACAUACUGUAUAAUUCCAUUUGUUUCAGCAUGUGGGACUUACUAUGACUUGUUCACUUUUCCUCUAGUGGGUUUCUCUCCCCACUUCCUAUUAUUUGCCUCCCACCGAUCACCUCCCAGACACAAGUGAAAUCAAACGAGCAACAUAAUGACAACAACUACAGUUUUAACUUUCUACAUCCUCUUCACUUCUCUGCUUGUCAACAACACUAUUGCACAUACUAACGACAGAGAAACACCAGAAUUGGUUGUUGGUAUCAAUAUAAGCUCUAGCAAAGGCACAAUCUUUGAAGGAUCAUCACUGCCUUUGCCUUCACAUCAAGAGUUGUUGACAUUCAUUGAUCAGAGGCUCGCAGUGAUCUACCCUAUCAUCCAAAAGUUCAAGUCCAUAAUCACAUCAGAUCCUCUUGGGAUUACUAGCUCCUGGGUUGGUUCUGAUAUAUGCAAUUACAAGGGCUUCUACUGUGAUUCUCCUCCAGACAACAAGUCGGCUUUAGCUGUUGCUUCGAUUGACUUCAAUGGGUUUCAACUUUCUGCACCGACUCUUGAUGGGUUUCUUGAUCAACUCCCUGAUAUUGCUCUGUUUCAUGCUAAUUCAAACAACUUUGGAGGCACCAUUUCACCAAGUAUUGCCAAGCUUCCCUAUCUAUACGAGCUUGACAUAAGCAACAACCAAUUCUCAGGUCCAUUUCCGGUGGCUGUUCUCGGCAUGGAUGGCCUGACGUUCUUGGACAUUCGGUUCAAUUUCUUCACAGGAGCAGUUCCAGCACAAAUCUUUACACAAAACCUUGAUGUUCUAUUCAUCAACAACAACAAUUUUAUGCAGAGGCUGCCAGACAUAAGUAGUACUCAUAUUCUGUAUCUCACUUUGGCCAACAACAAAUUCACCGGUCCGAUCCCGCGAAGCAUUUUCAAAGCCAUGUCUUCUUUAACUGAGGUUCUGUUAUUGAACAACCAAUUGACAGGUUGUUUACCUUAUGAGAUUGGACUGUUGGAAGAGGCUAUAGUGUUCGAUAUCGGUGACAAUCAAUUAACGGGGCGUCUACCGUUUUCUUUGGGAUGUUUGAGCAAAGUGGAGCAGCUGAAUUUUGCAGGAAACAAGUUGUUCGGUGCAAUACCAGAUGUUCUUUGUUUGCUGGAAAGUUUGGUCAAUGUAUCGUUGUCCAACAAUUAUUUCACACACGUUGGUCCAUUUUGUAGGAUUUUGAUAAGGAAAGGAGUGAUUGAUGUUAGGAACAAUUGCAUUCCUGGUCUUCCAUUCCAAAGGAAUGUUACUGAUUGUGCAAUUUUCUUCGCUCACCCAAGGUUCUGCCCUCGAAUGUGGUCUUACACUUGCAUUCCCUGUGAGAUUCCUGGAUUUAGUUCUUCUAAUUCCUAUGUUCCUCAAGUAGCUCCUUCACCUUGAAUGUAAUUUUCUCAUGUAAUCGUUUUGACAAAUCCAACGUAUAUCUUCAGUGAAUGAAUCAAUAAAAUGCGAAAUGAAACUAUUGCUCCUCCAA
This is a messenger RNA of Tripterygium wilfordii, 1530 nucleotides long. RefSeq lists its product as uncharacterized. Bases 180 to 1436 code for a protein of 418 amino acids. Lineage: Eukaryota; Viridiplantae; Streptophyta; Magnoliopsida; Celastrales; Celastraceae. The transcript has a single exon. Gene Ontology annotation, molecular function: protein binding. The record is from RefSeq and is a predicted model, not a curated record.